AUGUUGUCGAUUCUUGCUUGGCUGAAAGGAUCAACUAACACAACUGGGCAGCGGGUUUUUGAAGGUUUUAUUAUCUAUGACAGUAACAUGCUGCCUUCAAUCUUUUCAGAUGCCUGUAUCACUGCUCUCACUACUACUAUUAAGUGUGAUCUCCAGGCAAAUUAUAAUAGAGCCGUGCUUCUUGAUCACCCAGCCAUAAUUCUAGGUGGAAACAUGUGGGAAGAAUGGAAUGAGACUUGUUACAAGGAUCCGACAACAGGCAAAUACUGCAAUGAUGUUAUAAGCCAGUUCACGCAUGUUACAAGCGUGGACCUCAUGCCCAAGGAUAAGAUCCCCUAUUCUUAUUACAACCAGCGAUACAAGUAUAAUCUUGAAACUGUCAUAAAGAACUGUGACAAACUGUUUUUCCCAGAUGACAGCUCAUAUAUAACUAAGGAUGGCGAUACUUGCACAUCUAUUGCCCUGGACUACUCUAUACGCGAUUGCAAUCAGGUCGUCGUUGGGCAAGAAUUGUGUCUGCCCCUAUCAUGCGAUCACACAUAUGUCCUGAAAUCGAACGACACAUGUCGUAGUAUUGAAGAGGCCAACGCAGAAAUCGUGUUCGACAAUAGCACGAAGAGAAUCAUUCCUCUUCGCCAAGUCAAUCCCUGGAUUGAUACAUACUGUUCCAAUCUUCAAAGUACUUCUUGGGCCUAUGGAAAAGUCUUGUGUCUAACCCCUCAGUCGGGGCUUUUCAACGCGACAGAUCCAGUGUCUACGUCCUACAAUCCUUGGGGCACGGAAAGUUCUGGCUAUGGCUCAUGGGUGGUUCUCCCUCCAGAUAAUGCCACUGUUGCAGCCGAAACCACCAAGCAUUGUGGGAAAUGGCAUACAGCCACUACUGAGGAUUCUUGUACACAGAUUUGUGUCCAAGACAGGAUCACAAGCAAUUUGUUCUUGCAGGUUAAUCCUUCCCUGCAGUCUGCAAACUGUACGGGACUUCUCAUCCCAGGAAAUGCGUACUGCACUGGUCCUAUGCGCGGUUGGAAUUAUACUGUGGCAACCUAA
Molecule: messenger RNA, 1047 nt
Organism: Aspergillus piperis CBS 112811
Lineage: Eukaryota; Fungi; Ascomycota; Eurotiomycetes; Eurotiales; Aspergillaceae
Product: LysM peptidoglycan-binding domain-containing protein
Exons: 6
Coding region: 1-1047 (348 amino acids)
Source: RefSeq, a predicted model, not a curated record